Molecule: messenger RNA, 3356 nt
Organism: Vitis riparia (riverbank grape)
Lineage: Eukaryota; Viridiplantae; Streptophyta; Magnoliopsida; Vitales; Vitaceae
Product: pentatricopeptide repeat-containing protein At4g01570
Exons: 1
Coding region: 431-2809 (792 amino acids)
Molecular function (GO): protein binding
Source: RefSeq, a predicted model, not a curated record
AGGGAUCAUAAAAUAAUUCUCUUAUGUUUUUUACUUCAGAGGACGCGCGAGUCCUCGCCGCGACGAGCUUUUAUAAAUUUCGAGAUUUGACGGCACAGCAGCUUUGAUGCCUUGAGAUCUCAGAUUUCAUGAGCUUGGCAGCGUUCCAGCAGGGGAGCAAGAAGGCUCUAGCAGAAUAAAAUGUGAUUGGCGGUGGGUGUUUUACUCUAAAAGUGAAUGACCACAAGUUUCUCUUCUUUAUGCCAUGCACUGGAUGUUCUCCUCAUCUGGGCUUGGGACCAAAGGAUACAAGUUCUAUUCAAGGACGCUGCUUUUCUAUGCGUGGAAACAUUUUCUCGGAAUUUGAAACAUUUUCCCAGAAUUUUGAAGCCUCGGUUUCAGCAGCUCAUCACUUAACUACAUCACAAAUUGGUAUUUUAUUGUUCUAGCAAUGCGCCACGGAAGAACACUUUCUUCUUCGGCGGCUGCUGGUGCGGGUGUUAAACUUGGAGAUAUGCUUUUAGUGGCCUCCAUUUCGAGAACACUAUCUGAGCGCGGGACUCGGAGCCCUGACCUCGAGUCCAUUCCAAUAUCGGAGUCUCUUGUUGUGCAAAUUCUUGGGAGAAAUUCGCUUGAUGUCUCCAGGAAGGUGGAGUUUUUCAGGUGGUGUUCUUUCAGGCAUAAUUACAAACAUUCGGUGGGCGCUUACUCUGACAUUUUCCGAAUUGUGUGCAGAGCCGGGGCUGAGUUUCUGGACCAAGUCCCGCUCCUGAUGAGCUCCAUGAAGGAUGAUGGAGUGGUUGUUGGCCAGGAAACCUUCAAACUCCUGCUUGAUUCUCUUAUUCGGGCGGGUAAAUUUGAUUCGGCACUUGAAAUUCUUGAUCACAUAGAGGAAUUGGGGACUGGCCUGAACUCCUAUGUGUAUGACUCUGUUCUUGUUGCUUUAAUUAGAAAAAACCAAUUGGGUUUGGCCUUGCCCCUCUUUUUCAAGCUAUUGGGUGGUGAUGAAGGACAGGGAGGUGUCCCGGUUCCUGAAUCCAAUGCCUGUAAUCAGUUGUUGGUUGCUCUGAGAAAAGCAGACAUGAAAAUUGAGUUCAGAAAUGUGUUUGAAAAAUUGAGAGCAAAGAAGGAUUUUGACUUGGAUACACAGGGUUACAACAUAUGCAUACAUGCAUUUGGGUGUUGGGGUGAUCUGGGUACUGCUCUGAACCUCUUCAAAGAGAUGAAGGAUAAGAGCUUGAAUUCUAGUUCUUUUGGCCCUGAUUUGUGCACUUAUAAUAGUCUGAUUCGUGUGCUGUGCUUGGUCGGGAAGGUGAAAGAUGCUCUCAUUGUUUGGGAGGAAUUGAAAGGGUCUGGGCAUGAGCCUGAUGCUUUCACUUACCGAAUCCUUAUUCAAGGGUGCUCUAAAUCAUAUAGAAUGGAUGAUGCGAUGAGGAUAUUCAAUGAGAUGCAGUAUAAUGGAUUCUGUCCAGAUACCAUUGUUUAUAAUACUCUACUGGAUGGGCUAUUUAAAGCCAGGAAAGUUAUGGAAGCUUGCCAAGUGUUUGAGAAGAUGGUUGAGGAUGGGGUAAGGGCAUCGUGUUGGACUCAUAAUAUUGUGAUUUGUGGCUUGUUCAGGAAUGGGAGGGCUGCAGCAGGUUACACUCUAUUUUGUGACUUGAAAAAGAAGGGGAAGUUUGUGGAUGGAAUCACGUAUAGCAUUGUUGUGUUGCAGCUUUGUAGGGAGGGGCAACUUGAGGAAGCACUGCAGUUGGUGGAGGAAAUGGAGGCUAGAGGGUUUGUUGUUGAUCUUGUUACCAUAACAUCCCUCUUGAUUGGAUUCCAUAAGCAAGGUAGGUGGGAUUGGACAGAGAGGCUCAUGAAGCACAUUAGGGAUGGUAAUCUAGUACCAAAUGUCCUCAACUGGGAAGCCAAUAUGGAGGCUUAUAUGAAAGCCCCACAAAGCCGAAGAAAAGAUUAUACACCAAUGUUCCCAUCUGAUGGUAACUUGAGUGAAAUCAUGAGUUUAAUUAGUUCUGCUGACACGGGGAUGGAUGGCAGCCCUGGUUCAGAAGAGGAUGUGGCUCAACAUGAGGAUCAGUGGUCAUCAUCCCCAUAUAUGGAUCAAUUGGCCAGUCAAUUGAAGUCCAAUGAUGUUUCUUCUCAACUGUUCUCAUUAUCCAGAGGGCAACGAGUCCAGGCAAAAGGGAUAGACUCAUUUGACAUUGAUAUGGUCAAUACUUACCUAUCAAUAUUCUUGGCCAAAGGAAAGCUGAGCUUAGCCUGCAAGUUGUUUGAGAUAUUUAGCAAUAUGGGUGUCGACCCUGUGAUUUACACCUACAAUUCCAUGAUGACUGCGUUUGUCAAGAAGGGCUAUUUCAAUGAGGCAUGGGGCGUUUUUCAUGAAAUGGGAGAGAAGGUCUGCCCACCAGACAUAGCAACAUACAAUGUGAUAAUUCAAGGCUUGGGGAAGAUGGGAAGAGCAGAUCUAGCUAGUGCUGUUCUCGAUAUGCUAAUGAAGCAAGGUGGAUAUCUUGACAUUGUGAUGUAUAAUUCACUGAUUAAUGCUCUCGGGAAGGCUGGGCAGAUUGAUGAAGCAACCAAGCUUUUUGAGCAAAUGAGGAGCAGUGGGAUAAAUCCCGAUGUUGUCACUUUUAAUACACUUAUUGAAAUUCAUGCCAAGGCAGGUCAACUAAAGGCUGCAUACAAGUUCUUAAAAUUGAUGUUGGAUGCUGGAUGCUCCCCCAAUCAUGUUACAGACACAACCCUGGAUUUUCUGGGGAAGGAGAUUGACAAGUUGAGGUACAAAAAAGCAUCAAUCAUACGCACUAGUAAAGAUGAUUCUUCUUGAAGAGGAAUUUUGUGGGCAAGGUUGAUCCAGGGUUUUGCUGGAUUUGUUGGGGAUGUGACAGCCUUACAAUGGAGUUUGGAGCUUAAGGUAUGAUCUUCUCUUUGGUUGGGCUCUCAGUACCAAUUCCUGAUUCAGAGUUUGCAAUUACCAUGAUCCAGAAUGUCAUUGAAGAAAUACAUCCUCCCAUAGCCAUCACAGAGGAUUGCAAACAGCCAACCUUAGGUUGAUGGCAAUGGAAAAUCAUGCAUACGCUCAGGGAAGCAAACAACAGAGCUGGUGCCUUAGCCAAACAUGGGCGCUGCUACAAAUGUCACCAUGGAAAAUUUUGCCGAACCGCCAUGUCUGUAAGAGCUGCUGAUGGCUUGCCUUCAAGGAUUGACCUGUUUGAGGCUUUGCUGGUCUUGCUCCUGUUACAAAGAAACAAAAACUUAAAUGACAAGAAUAAUAAUAAUGUUGCUUGUACCACAAACUGGCAAGACUGAUUACAAAGAACAUUUGAAUUUGAUUUGACAAUAAUGUUAACAUAUAUUAUCUUUGCGCAAUCUAA